Messenger RNA from Lagopus leucura (white-tailed ptarmigan), 883 nucleotides. RefSeq names its product ficolin-2-like. The record is from RefSeq and is a predicted model, not a curated record. The transcript is spliced from 4 exons. The coding region runs from base 130 to 390 and encodes 86 amino acids. Lineage: Eukaryota; Metazoa; Chordata; Aves; Galliformes; Phasianidae.
CAUGUUGGACUGAAGGAUUCAAAGCCAUGGCCCAGUCUCUGGAAACAAACUGCUACUUCCAGCAGUACCUUUGCCAGGAACUGCCAGGAGCUGCUGGAUAAAGGGAAGAUCCUGAACGGAUGGUACACCAUGCACCCCCAAGGCUGCAAUGCUACCACUGUCUUCUGCGAUAUGGACACGGAUGGUGGAGGAUGGAUUGUUUUCCAGAGACGCUUGGAUGGGUCAGUGAAUUUUUUGCGAGAUUGGAAUUCAUACAAACAAGGAUUUGGCAACCAGCUGACAGAGUUCUGGCUGGGGAAUGACAACCUCCACUUCCUCACCUCUUUGGGAGACUCCUUAUAUAGCAUGAGGCCAUGUCAUUUUCAACAGCAGAUCAGGGCAAUGACAUGAGAUCCUUCAACUGUGCCACAGUCUUCAAGGAGGGUGGUGGUGCAAUGACUGCCACACAUGCCUCUAACCUCAGCAGCACGUACCGACUGGGUGCACGCGGGAGCUGUGCUGACAGCAUCAACUGGAAGACGGGCAAAGAAUGCCAUUACUCCCAUAAAUGAACAAAAGUGAAAUUCAGGCCAGUAGUGCAGGAGGAUGUCUGACUGGCACUGGCAGAUGCCACCCAACAGAAGACAGAAAACAUCACAUUGUUUGAGGGCGAGAUCAGACCAAGAAGGACACUGUAAGUUGUGCCUUUGGCCCAGAGCAGCUGUAGCCUUUAGAGAUCAGAAGGGAGCAGUACUGCUUUGAGCUUUUGUAAGCCCUGACUUUAACCCUGCUCUAUCUCCAGCAGCCCUGCUGAUGCUGAGUAAGCUUUUCUGAAUGUAAAGAUUUGAUGUAAAGACUACCUUGGUGGUAAGGCUACUGUUUUUCAGUAAAACUCUCAGAUGGU